AUGAUGUGGUUUUUUAAGAAGCUCAAUAAAGAACUUUCCGAAUUCCUGAUCCGGAGUGUUGCCUCAGAUGUCGAUUUCUAGCACAACUGGAGCAUGAUCGCUGCCCAUUACACUAGUUCGUAUCUCGCUACUUUUAACCUUUGAAAAAAUUCUGUCGCUCACUACAUAGUAGUCAAGUCGCCAUCCUACAUUUUUAGAACGAGCGUUUCCCAUAUAAGACCAGAAAGUGUAUUCUUUUUUGUCACCAUGUAAUUCACGGUAGGUAUCCUACGAGAGAAAGAACGAUUACUUCACCGGGCACAAAUGUAUAGGCAUUCAGCAUACCUUGAAGCCAGCAUCGAGCAAACGAGUAAACCACCCACGCUCUUGAUCAGUGAAACCAGCAGUCUUAUUUCUGUUUGACUCAGGAUUUGCCAAGUCUAUUUCAUUAUGAGCCACGUUCAAAUCCCCAGCGUAAAUCACUGGUUUUUUCGAAUCUAGAUCCUUGAUUUUCUCCAGGAACAGGUCCUCCCACUUCUCGCGACCUCCGAGAUUAACCAAUCCACGUCCGCUGUUUGGAACAUAAGCACCAACGAAGUAGAACCGUGUGUAUUCCGCGAUGAUCAGACGGCCUUCGUCAGCGAACAGCUCUUUAUCGAGGCCUGUCCAGACCUAAAUACAGAUGUCAAAUAUUCUUACAUUCGACACCUCAGUCUAAAAUGCACAAGGAAGGAGAAUUCCCGCAUUAUUUUAGAACUACUUGGAGCUCUGGGAAAUAUGAAAGGAACAUAUUGCAUUUUCUGAACAAGACCAAACAAAUAGCAAAAUUCGGAUUUGGGAUUCGAACAUUGGGAAAAGAGAUAGUACGAUGA
Molecule: messenger RNA, 851 nt
Organism: Haemonchus placei
Lineage: Eukaryota; Metazoa; Nematoda; Chromadorea; Rhabditida; Trichostrongylidae
Source: the annotation of a GenBank genome assembly